UCUUUCCCAAUCAAAAUGUAUUGCCGCCGUCAGUGGCAGCGAUUGACAACGCUACUGUCAAAUUAAUGACUGUGUUCAUCACAGGAGUUGCAAAAGUUCUAUUUGCUGCCUUUAAAAGGUUGACUGUGCAUGUUGGCGACGUUUCACGUGGAAGGAAUGCGCUGCGGUGUCAUCGGUGAGCAUCCUCUCGUGAUCUGGCAACCUUGAACAAACUGCGACAGCACAGACAGCAGCGCCAAUGGCAGCCAAACAUCCGAAGAGAAUGACAGCAACAUGGUUUGAGUAGUUGACACAGCAAAGAGCGCAAUCCCUCAGUCCGACUUAAGGCGCCUUAAAAGUCGUGCGAUGAAUGAGAGUCCCUGGCGGCGGAUGAGGUGAGGAAGAAGCAUGGGGUGUGAAUCCAAAGUGUCGAGGAGAACGUGACAGUAUGUUCUGCGUCGGAGAGACUCAAAAUGGAAAAGCACCCAUGCAGGGAGAAAAUUGACUCGAGCGGGGAUCGAAAUGCCGCCGACGAGCCCGAGGACGGCAGCGGCUCGGAAAGCGACGGCGAAGAGCGGCGGCGGAAUGUCGACCGUAAGAAGUGGGAGCCCCUGGUGGUGACCAAGCCCCAUCGCCAACUGUGUCGUUCUCCGUGCCUGGAUCAGCCCAGUUUUUCUCAGAGUAGCACGGUGCGCGAUUCCCGCGACGAUGACGCCGGUCCCGGGUCGGCCCUCAAAGCGGCCGGCGAGAGGGAGUACCAGACAAAAAUGGACUUUGCCUUGAAGCUAGGCUACUCGGGAGAGCAGGUGGAGAUGGUGCUCAACAAACUGGGGGCCGCCGCGCUCAUUAAUGACAUUCUCGCCGAGCUGGUAAGGCUGGGAAGCAAAGUGGAGCCUGAAAGUCAACCUUCCGGCGCAGCCGCCACGCUGCUGUCGCUCACCCCCUGUGUUAAAGAGACCGCGAGUCCCGAGGUGUCUGUGGAAGAGGAAUUAGCCGACCCUUUUGAUAACCUCAGGCCUGUUGUCAUUGAUGGAUCGAAUGUGGCAAUGAGCCAUGGAAACAAAGAGGUUUUCUCCUGCCGUGGUAUUCAACUCGCUGUAGAAUGGUUCCUGGAAAAGGGGCACAAAGACAUCACUGUCUUUGUCCCAGCAUGGAGAAAAGAGCAGUCGAGGCCUGAUGCGCUCAUUACAGAUCAAGAAAUAUUACGCAAGUUAGAAAAAGAGAAGAUCCUGGUUUUCACCCCGUCUCGGAGGGUCCAAGGCAGAAGGGUGGUGUGCUACGACGAUCGCUUCAUAGUGAAGCUGGCUUAUGAUUCUGAUGGAAUUAUUGUGUCAAACGACAACUACAGAGACUUGCAAAAUGAAAAACCAGAGUGGAAGAAGUUCAUCGAGGAACGUCUCCUAAUGUAUUCAUUCGUCAAUGACAAAUUUAUGCCACCCGAUGACCCGCUGGGAAGACACGGUCCGAGCUUGGAAAAUUUUCUUCGUAGGCGUCCCGUUGUCCCGGAGCAUAAAAAACAACCUUGCCCCUACGGCAAAAAAUGCACGUACGGACACAAGUGCAAAUACUAUCAUCCGGAGCGAGUUAACCAGCCGCUGCGCUCGGUAGCCGACGAACUGCGGGCCUUCGCCAAACUGUCCGCGGUGAAGACCAUGAGCGAGGGGGCCUUGGCCAAAUGCGGCGCCGGUCCGGCGGCGGCCAACAGGGACGGCAACUCCGAGGCCAAGCGCGUGGCGCCUAAACGACAGUCGGACCCGAGCAUUCGCUCGGUGGCCUGCGAGUCUCCGGAUAGCCUGUCGGCGGUGAGGAAGUCUGAGACAAAUUCAGUGCCUUCCCUUGUGACCGCUCUCAGCGUGCCCACCAUGCAGCCCGCCAAGAGCCACGCGGCCGGGGCCUUGAACACGCGAUCGGCCAGUAGCCCCGUGCCGGGUUCUUUGCAGUUCUCCCACAGUUCGCUGGAGCACAUGUCCAGCGUGCAGUACCCUCCCAUUUUGGUCACCAACAGUCACGGUGCUUCGGUCACGUAUGGCGAGCCGUACCCCAAGUACGACUCGGUCAGCGACCACGGCUAUUAUUCGCUGCACAGCGACUUUUCCAACAUGAGCAUGAGCAGUAUGCACAACGUGGACAGUUUCUGUAGCGUGGAGCACGAGCACGUGGUGUGCCAGAGAAGUCGCAGCCACUGCCCGGAAUCUUGCCUCAGCCACUCCAACAGCGACUCUUUCUCCUCCUACGGCGACGUGUACCCGAGCUCUCUGGAAGGCAGCCUGGAGGAAGGCGUGAAGUGCCAGCAGCAGCAGCAGCAGCAGCAGCAGCAGCAGUCGCCCGGCGCGGGGAGAAUGCAAGCUUUCUCCCACGGCUUUCGACACGAAGCGCUCGGCAGGGUGCAGAGUUACGGGGCGGAGGAGAGCAAGCAGGGUCCGCGGAAGCAGCAGACCGCCCCUCACCUGGCCCCGCGCAUCCAGCACGUGCCGGUGGGGGCCAGGUCCAGCUGCCCGGGGGACUACCCGGCCGUCCCCAACGUCCUACCGCCGCAGCCGGCGCGCUCGCUGGGCAUGACCCGCAUGGACAGCAUCUCCGACUCCCGGCUGUACGACAGCAACCCGAUGAGACAGAGGCGACCGCCGCUGUGCCGCGAACAGCACGCCAGCUGGGACCCUCUGCCCUGCGGGAACGAGUCCUACGGUUACCACUCGUACCCGCUGAGCAACAGCCUGAUGCCGUGCUGCGAGCGGGUCAUGGUCCGCAGCAUGCCGGACAAAAUGGAGCAGAUUUGGAGCUCGCCGUGGGAGACCUCGGCGGCGGCGGCGGCGGCCGAACACCAAGAACGGUACGUCAUCCCAGACCACCAAUAUCAAACGUAUCGGAACCUUUGCAACAUUUUUCCGGCCUACGUGGUCCAUUCGGUGAUGGAGAAGAACCCUCAUUUGACAGACCCCCAACAACUGGCAGCUGUCAUUGUUACAAAUUUAAGGUCUUGUCACUGAGGCAGGGUAGAGGUAUUUUGAUUGUCAAGGCACUUGAUAAAUGUUGCCCAAUGCGCAACGUUUGCCCUCAGGAGUUAUUUUUAUUUAAUGUCUCUGGUGCAAAAUCACCAGCAAGAUGACAUUAAGGUAACCGCAUAGAUAAAGUUUGUCUGACAUUUUUUUUUUAAAAAGUACAAUUGUAAAAUGUUUCACGUAGACUGCUGCGCGUUCAUAUGACGUGUUGCACAUUAGUAAAAGGGAACAACUUUACUGAAUGUGUUUCACAAUGCAUCUUUCAUAUCUGACCAGGGACCCAGUUUCCAUUUUAAAUGGCGUACAAAAUCAAAUUAUCUAUAGGUUGUCAGACCACAGACUUCACUAUCAGUUGACGGGAAACAAGGCGCGGGCCGCUCCGUCCGGGGCCUAUUUUCAAAACCAAAGCUGUUAGCGACCUAAAACCCUUAAGCAUAUACAGUGUAUCACGAAAAUGAGUACACCCCUCGCAUUUCUGCAGAUAUUUAAGUAUAUCUUUUCAUGGGACAACACUGACAAAAUGACACUUUGGCACAAUGAAAAGUAGUCUGUGUGCAGCUUACCUGUAUAUAAUAGAGUUCAUUUAUUUUCCUCUCGAAAUAUAGCCAUUAAUAUCUAAACCCCUGGCAACAAAAGUGAGUACACACCUAAGUGAAAGUUGUCAAUAUUAACAUAGAACAUGUCAACUGUCAAUAGUUUGUGUGGCCACCACUAGGGGUGUGACAAAAUAUCGAAAUGGUGAUAUAUCGUGAUACUUUGUAUGCCAAAAGGUUAUCGAUAUGCUCCUGCCAAGAAUCGAGAUAUUGUUCUAAGAAGGUGUCAAUGUUUAAAAAAAAACAAAAAAAACAUUUUUUUUUAAAGUAUAUAUAAAAUGAAUUAAAAAAACAUUGUGGUGGUCAGUAAAUGUUAAUUUCAUUGAGCAAGUGCAGGGAAAUAUAUAUGAAUCGUUCCAUUCUGAGGAAAAAAAUAUGGAAUCAUGAGAAACAAACAAAGAAAUAUCUAAAUCUCUAGUAUUUAGUAGCACCACCUCUGGCUUUUAUGACAGCUUGCAGUCUCUGAGGCAUUGACUUGAUGAGUAUUCUUCAUCAUUUUUAAGAUUUCAAGAUUUUCAAGAUUUAACCACAGCCAUCUCCCCAGUGCCUUUGCCUGACAUGCAGCCCCAUAUCAUCAAGGACUGAGGGAAUUUUGAUGUCUUCUUCAGGCAAUCAUCUUUGUAAAUCUCACUGGAACGGCACCAAACAAAAGUUCCAGCAUCAUCACCUUGGCAACAAGGACGUCCAUCCAGCCAGUGGUCCGUAGUCAGGAAGGCUGCAGCUGAAAAAGAGCCCCUCCCCAGAGGGGAGGGCGGAAAGGGGACACCAGGUGACUAGUGAUGAAGUGACUAGUCAACUAGAUAUUAAAAUUAGAAAAUAGAAAUAAAGUAAGACAAGAGGUAGGUAGAGUAAGAAAAAAGAGAUAGCACUCAGUGGCUGUACUUCCCCCAGCAUUGUAGCUUCUAGUGCAGCUUAGACUGAACUGUGAGUCUAGUCCGAUUUCAACUAGCCUGACCAUAAGCUUUGUCGAAUAGGAACCUUUUUAGUCUAAUCUUAAAUGUACAGACUGUCUCGGCUUCUUUAAUACUAGCUGGAAGCUGAUUCCAUAAAACAGGAGCUUGGUGGCUAAAGGCUCUAGCUCCGACUGUACUUUUAGAAACCCUGCAUUCUGAGAACAGUGUUCUGUUGGGGUGGUAUGGAACCAGAACAUCGGUGAGAUAGAUGGCCCCAAGCCGUUAAUGGUCUUAAAUGUAAGAAGGAGGAUUUUAAAUUAAAGUCCAAACAAAAUGAACACUCUUAAAUAAGCUGCAUACAGACUACUUUUUAUUGUGUCAACGUGUCAUUUUGUCAGUGUUGUCCCAUGAAAAGUAAUACUUAAAUGUCUGCAGAAAUGCGAGGGGUGUACUCACUUGUGAUAAACUAAUUUUUAUCUUAAUUACUCCUAAAUGGUCAAAAAUCUUGACUUUUAAACAGUUUUAAACCUUUCACAUGUCGACAGAUAAAAGGGAAAUCAUUGAAUCGGGAGCAAUUUUAACAACUUUAACGGUUGAUUCACAACAUGAAUUGAAUGUAGUUUAAAGUUGCUGAUAUAGAAUGGGGACUUGAGUAUUUUAUUUACUGUUUUGAGCUGUUAACUUGAUACUGAAAUAGUAGUUUGGUUUAUCCUGAGAGGAUUUUUAACAAUUUUGGAACUAAUGUACGAAACAUUAAAAGCGGGGGGGGGGGGCAUCAAUAAUCGAUUUAUAAUCGAAUUGUAGCCUCGGAAUCAUAAUCAAAUCGUUAGGUGCCCCAAGAUUCCCACCUCUAAUAAUUACCUUGAAUCUUUGUCCAAAUCCCUCUCGAGACAUUCUUGCCUGCUUGCCUGCUAAAACUUUAGUCCUGUUUCAACCUAAAUCUGGAGUCAGGGUUUAUUGCAGUGACAGCUGCCGUGACGCUUUGCCUGCCCCGGACCCCUACGGGAAGCCGUGGCGCAAUGUCUGUCUCGUCAACUGAUAGCGAAGUCUAUGCAUCGGUUAACCGGUACCAAACUAAAAACAAAGCAGCCGGCGAACACGGCUUGAACCGAUUGGCUUUUACGACGUUCCUGUUCAGGUCAUGUUAGACGCGCUGUGAAAUGCAUCACAAAUGUUUUGUGGUGCAGUGCUGAAACCUCUGAAUAACUACUUUCUUGAGCUUUGCCUCUGCUGUAAAUACUUUCCUGUGCAUUUGUUUCUAAGACGAGUAAAAGGGAGGGACACGCAUACCUCCGAGCAUGAACUAUGAUAUUUAAUGGCCUUAUUAUAUCUGAAUGACCUCACGCUUUAGUCGUCUUCGACGAACGUCUCUGUCGUCGAAGCCUCCUACUUUCCAACGUAAAGCACUAUCUCUCAGUAUCUACAGAGAUCUAUUUUCUCACUUUCACAAAGCCACUAUUUUGGUAGAAUUUGACAGUGCACAAAAGCGAGCCAAAAAGAGAUUUGUCUCGCGUCCGGGUGCACAUGUCGAUAUGUACAUAACAAUCACGCAAAAGCCAUUAUUUCAGUCAUUUAUAAGCUGCUAAAUAAUGCCAAAAAAAAAACAAAACGGUCAUGAUACAUCACAUUUCCCUUCACUUAAUUGGAACAGUCAUGUAUAUUUUUCUUGGAUUUGUUGUAAAAAUAGUAUUAUAUAUAUAUAUAUGUACAGUAGCACUUUGGAUCUAUCUUGUGCUUUUAGAGACGGCACUCGAGUGUUUUUAAUGAUUCGAAAUUAGCUUGUCUUCAUUUUUACUCGGAAAAAAAACACUAAAACUUGGGUGUUCAAAUCUACCUGGCCCGAUCUGAAAUGCAACUUUAUCAGUUGUUUGGUGCGUAUUUUUGAAAAAAUAUAUUUAUUCCAGGGCUAGAUAAAAUAUUAGCUUAAAAGAAUAAGCUCUGAAGUCCUCAAUAUUGUCAGUGGAGCUGUUCAUUGCUCAUUUUGUAUCGUAGAAUACUUUUACAUGCACUUAAAUGGACUGAGUUCACACUAAUGCACUCAAAGAAACUGGGACGGCAACUCUUAAGGUAUUAUAUAUUACAAUUUACAGUUUUAAAGCAGUUUCCAAUGCAUGUACGGAAAAUGUAAUGCAGUUAUGACACUGAGAUAGCACUGAAACUGUAUGAAACUGUGUAUUGACCCUUAAAGCAACACUAGGUAACUUUUCAACCUUUAUAAAAUAUUUCCAGAACAAUUGUGAUAAUAUGUGGAAAGAUAACUAGUUGAAUGACACCUCUUUUAUAUCUUGCGGGGGUCUAUAUCGCUUUCACCGGCACUCAUUAACUUUGAGGAGGGUGGCAGGAACCCCGCGUACAAAAAAAAGAAAAACUACAAAUGUGCUGACUUACGUUAUACGUCAACUUCCCCCUUUCCCCAUACGUUAUGAAGACUGAAGUCGAUGCGAACGCUUUCGAGCAAAAUCUGCAAAGAUGGCAGAGCAACAAAAGAGACAAAAAGUUUUGUCUGAGGAGGAAAAAAAGUGUAAAAGGACACUCAAUAAUAAGCAAUGGCCCUGCUUUCACUCGCUGGCGUUACACUCCCCCAACUGAACUCGUCAAUGCUAACGAGUUCAGGUAAGAAGGGUGUUAGCCACACGGUUGCAAACCGUCAUAUGUUAUUAUUCAGUCACAACUGGAUUCAUUACCUCAUUCAUCCUUCACACAGCCGCUGGAAAAAAUGUCAUUUAAUCCAUUUGCUGGCGAGCGGUAGAUCUGAAUUUUACGACACUAUGCACUCAUGCGCUGGUCCGCAUGGGAAACACAAUCUUGUUUACAACAGGGCCGAGAACCAAAAGUGGUAUUUGCCAUGUGGCAAAAUUGAUUUUGCCAUAUGGCAUUUUUUUGCAUGCUUGCAUAGCCGUUAAUGGCAUAACCUGACAUGGGUGUCAGUUGAAUGUCAGUACACUUUAAUUGUAAGUGGAUGGCCAAAAAUCAGAGCCACACGUUUUUCUGCCAUUUAAAAUCAAUGGAUUAUUUGGACAUGCAUAGCCGUCAAUUGCAAAGCCUGAGUUGGGUGCCAUUUGAAUGUCAAUGUGCUGUAAUGUAUAGUGCAUGGUCAAAAAUCACAGCUACACACGUUUUUCUGCUAUUUAAACUGAAUGGAAAAUUUGGACGUGCAUAGCCGUCAAUAGCAUGGCCGUGCAUGGCCUGCAAAACUGCCAUAUACCCCCAUAAAAUGCCACAUACCCACCCCACCCCCAAAAAACACAAACCAGAAUCCGUUUUGCCAAAUGCGGAAAAAAGGGCCACAUUUCAAAAUCCAUUUUGCCACAUGGCAAGAAAAUGCCACAUGGUGAAGAAAAAUGCCACAUGGCAAAAUCCAUUUUGCCACAUGUCAAAAAAAUGCCACAAACCAGAAUCCAUUUUGCCAAAUACGGAAAAAAAUGCCACAUUUCAAAAUCCAUUUUGCCACCUGGCAAAACAAUGCCACAUAGGAUAGAAAAAAUGCCACAUGGCAAAAUCCAUUUUACCACAUGGCAAAAAAAUGCUACAUGGCAAUAAAAUGCCACUUGUCAAAAUCCAUUUUGCCACAUGGCAAAAAAAAAAAUGCCACAAACCAGAAUCCAUUUUGUCAAAUACGGAAAAAAAUGCCACCUUUCAAAAUCCAUUUUGCCACCUGGCAAAAAAUGCCACAUGGCAAAGAAAAAAUGCCACAUGGCAAAAUCCAUUUUACCACAUGGGAAAAAAAUGCUACAUGGCAAAAAAAUGCCACUUGUCAAAAUCCAUUUUGCCACUUGGCAAUAAAAAUGCCACAUGGCAAAGAAAAAACGCCACAUUUCAAAAUCCAUUUUGCCACCUGGCAAAGAAAAAAUGCCACAUGUCAAAAUCCACUUUACCACAUGGCAAAAAAAAUGCUACGUGGCAAAAAAAUGCCACUUGUUAAAAUCCAUUUCGCCACAUGGCAAAAAAAAAAAAUUGCCACAAACCAGAAUCCAUUUUGCCAAAUUCGGAUAAAAUUUGCCACAUUUCAAAAUCCAUUUUGCCACCUGGCAAAAAAAUGCCACAUGGCAAAGAUAAAAUGCCAUAUGGCAAAAUCCAUUUUACCACAUGGCAAAAAAAAAUGCUACAUGGCAAAAAAAUGCCACUUGUCAAAAUCCAUUUUGCCACAAGGCAAAAAUAAUGCCACAUGCCAAAAUCCAUUUUGCCAAAUGGCAAAAAAAAAAAAAAAAAAAAAUCCACAUGGCAAAAUCAAUUUUGCCACAUGGCAAAAAAUUGCAACAUGGUAAAAUCCAUUUAGCCAAAUGGCAAAUACCACUUUUGGUUCUCACUGCCUCUGCUUGUUUAAGGCAAAAAACUUGCGCUUUUGUCCUGCGGUGUCGCUAAAAUGGCCCAAAACUGAAAAGUUACUAAGUGUUGCUUUAAAUUGAUGACUGGAAACGGAGAAUUUUCCUUUUGUAAAAGUUUACUGUCAGUUUGCACAAAGCAUUUCUUGUUAUAUUUCCAUGGAUUGUUGAAAAAAAAAAAAAACAA
Corythoichthys intestinalis (scribbled pipefish) is the source of this 8973-nucleotide messenger RNA. It is a transcript of the gene zc3h12b, whose product is annotated as zinc finger CCCH-type containing 12B. NCBI's taxonomy places the organism in Eukaryota, Metazoa, Chordata, Actinopteri, Syngnathiformes, Syngnathidae. Gene Ontology annotation, molecular function: RNA endonuclease activity; metal ion binding; mRNA binding. The coding region runs from base 453 to 2966 and encodes 837 amino acids. The transcript has 6 exons. Gene Ontology annotation, cellular component: nucleus; cytoplasmic ribonucleoprotein granule. The record is from RefSeq and is a predicted model, not a curated record.